Lipotes vexillifer (Yangtze River dolphin) is the source of this 5580-nucleotide messenger RNA. RefSeq names its product ankyrin repeat domain 31 (gene ANKRD31). The transcript has 25 exons. Gene Ontology annotation, molecular function: protein binding. The record is from RefSeq and is a predicted model, not a curated record. NCBI's taxonomy places the organism in Eukaryota, Metazoa, Chordata, Mammalia, Artiodactyla, Lipotidae.
AUGGAGGAAGGUGCCCAGGCCCCAGACUGGGACAGUGAUGAAACGGUGAUCGAGGCAUCGGUGACGGAGAGCGACCAGGAAGAAGAGGAGUUGCCCUGGAGAAGGUUGAUCUUUAAGCAAGACACAUCUCUUAGAUCUGAGUUCAGUCUCCAUCCUGGUAUAAGUAGAACAUGCAAAGGCACUCCAGAGAUUCAACUUGGAUUCAAACUCAGAGAGGAUCCACAAGAGCAACUGAAUAAAAAUCAGAUGAUGCCUAUUCUUAGUGAGGAUGCAGUCUUACAGCAACCUCAAGAUGAAAUGGAACAAAAUGAAGCUCCGUUACAGAUUAGAAAAAGUUGUCCAGUGUUCACUGUGUCAUUUCCCCAGGCUGAACUUUCACUGAACCACCAGAGUAUUCAAGGACCUGAGGCUGAAGAUCCUAAAGUGUUAACACACCCAGAAAAGGAACUAAGUAGAGACAGAGACUCUCCUGAAAUAAGCCUUCUCUCAAGUACUACUAUUAAAGAAUUUGGUACAUUUGCUGUAAAGGAGAACUUGUUAAUAGAGCCAGAAAAGGAGCCUAGCAAGGACGUCACAUUGACCAUGACUUCUGAAGAAACCAAAGAUGAAGAAAGCUCUCUUGAAACUUUUGUGUCUGCCUUAGAAAAGUUACUGACAUCACCAGAAAUCACCCAGGAGGAAAGACCGAUUAGAAUAAUGAGUGAUUUUCAGUGUAGAGAGUUGAUGAACCCAUUGAGCAAUUCUUCGAGUUCCAUAUCAAUACCUUUGACAUGUCACAAAGAUUUACUUGAAAACUCAAAGGAUGAUGCAUUGCCAGCUGAGUCAUUAGCAGCCUUAAACACGUUGUCAGAAGCCAAGGUGGAGCCCAUCUGUCACAGAAAAGAGGGAGAUACCAGUCUCAGUGCUGGAAAUGAAUGUUUAGGAGUGGAGCCCAGUAUGUCUCAGACUGAUGAAGAUUGUACACAAAUAGCAGAGAGUCUAGAAGACCCAAAUCCAUUUGGAUUGCAAACUUUGGUUCAUCAAAAUGUCACCUCUUGUGAUCCACUAAAUAAUAAGGGAAAUUCAAAUCUGGUGGAAAAUAGCUCUGACCAGGACACUCCAUGUGUGUUAAGGAGAUCGUCCAGACUGAAAGUAGGCAGAGAUGCAAAGCCCACACAUCACAUAUAUAAGAUGCCAGAAAAGAUUUUACCCAAAAUACUUGGCUGUGAGGAUCAAACAAAUAAUAACUCUUCAACUGAGAAUUUCAGAAUGCAGAAUCCUGCUUUAAAGAUUGAAGGUAAAGGGAAGACUGUGCAUUCAUCCAGACUCAAGAGUGGAGAACAGAUCAGGAAAAACAGAAAACUUGAAGGGAAAAAUGAAAAAAUGAAGAUGAAUAAAGUAUCUCGUUGUAACAUUAACCGUAGAAACAUCUUUGGAGAGAACUUACUGUAUAAAGCUGCUCUGAACAACGACGCUAAUCUUGUUCAUCAUUAUAUGAAGAAAGGUGGAAAUGUUAAUCAACCAAGUUAUGCUGGUUGGACAGCACUUCAUGAAGCUAGUGUAGGAGGAUUUUAUCAGACAGCAAGUGAACUAUUAAAGGGUGGAGCAGAUGUAAAUAUCAGAGGAAUGUACCAGAUCACUCCCCUACAUGAUGCUGUGAUGAAUGGACAUUAUAAGGUGGCACAGUUACUUCUUUUGAAUGGAGCAGAUCCUUUAUUUAGAAAUGACAGUGGAAAGUGUGCUUUGGAUGAAGCCAAAGACUCAUGUAUGAAGCGUCUCCUUGAGAGAUAUGUUCCUAAACAUCAAAAACAUCUUAUAUCAGCGCAGACAAAUAGCACUGACCCUUCAGACUUAGAGGAUGAACACCACCACAAGAAACCAAAAUUCAGUUCUAAAAAUCACAGUGGGUUUGUUUGUGAUGAAAAUUCCAAGAGACAGAAGCCAGAACAUGUAAAAGUCAAUAAAGGAAGCAAAGAGGGUUUAUUUAUAAAUAAAGAAGAUGUAUAUGAACAUUACCAAAAAGAUUCCCCAAACACGAAAUUUGGUAAAUCCAAGCAUAAACGAUCAACUCUUAACCAAAUAUACUCGACAGGACUCAGAAAGGACAAUCUCCAUGCUGUUGAGGAUCCCAGCACAAAUGUGUCUGAAGAUAAAGGAAGAAGAAAUACACGACAUAAAAGAACUCAAGUGGAUGAUGCAAUCCAAGAAAGCAAUCCAAGAAAGACAAUAGCUGUCUCUUCUUCCAGAAAAAUAAACAGAUUGGUUACUUGUCAACAACAUACUCUCCAAACCCUUGAUGACCUUCCAGAAAAGUCAUGUAAACCUUUUAGCCCAUCUCUGUCAGGCCUGAAAAAUGGUUUAAGUAACGAUGUUGAGACUUGUUCAUUUCCCAAAGAGACACAUACCCAAAGCCUGGAUUUAUCAGAUAGACAAGAAAUAAAAUUUUUGGAAUUAGAAUCCACUGGCGAAGCUGAAGCCGUUUCUUUCUCAGGACUUUCUUUACAUAAAAAAACCGAGUUACCACUUGUUACUACAGAUCAGCAGCCUCAUACUCACCAAGAACAGCAGCACAUUAGCCCUUAUAAAUCUCAUGAAAACAGUAACUCAGGUCAAAAAGAUGAGAGCCCUAAUAAGUGGGAAAACUUUUCCCCAUCCUUUAUAAAGGAAAAUUUUAAUAAUCGUGAUGAUGGUGAUUCCUGUGCUCCUGAGGAGACUGUAACAUUUAAAAAGGUGAUAAGUUCUUCAGGUUGCAAAAACCACGAUAAUUAUAAAGAGAAUAAAACAAAUAGAGAAGAAAUGGAUUUUCAACAACUUUUACCUUCUCAAGACCAUUUUUCACAGGAAAAUGAGUUAAUAAAAGCAGGCAGCCUAACCAUAUUUCCACAACAGGAAGCUGUUAAUUUUUCUAAUUCAGAUAAUAUAAUAGUUUCUGAACAUGUUUCAAAUUAUGAACAAUGUACAUGUGGAACUUCUUUUGAUCACUCACAUGGCAGUCCUGAACAUACUUCCCUUGCUUGUACAAGAACACUCUCAACACAUGAAGUUUCAAAGUUAACUAGUCAUGUGGAACUAUUCGAGAGGCCUCAGGAUUGUAGCCCCAGAAUACCAACUCCUUUAAUGAAUCAAAUGGAUACACAUAUUGUGGAAAAGGUGAAUAAGGAAGGAGACACUAAAAGUAAUUACACUGACAAAGGCCAAAAACCAAGUUCUUCAAAUAGACCUUUAUCCAGAGUUGUUCAUUCUCAAGUAAUGGAAACAACUAAAGUUGAAAAAAGGAGACAAGAGAUCAAAACUAUACAUAGUAUAGGCUUUCAGUCCACUGACAAUAUCAAUAAAGAAUUGACCAUCUCACAGCUUAGUCAAAGAGAAGAGAAGGAAAUUUCUCACAAACCAGAAAUGAAAACAGCUGGGAUCAAUAAGAGGAAUGCCAGAGGAGAAAGCCGGCUUCAUUUGGCUGCCAGAAGAGGAAACUUGUCUCUGGUGAAAGCUCUGAUAGAAUCUGGAGCAGAUGUGAAUCUAAAAGAUAACGCAGGUUGGACACCACUUCAUGAGGCAGCUAGUACGGGAUGCAAUGAUAUAAUUGUAGAGUUGUUAAAAGCUAGUGCUAAUGUUAAUUGUGAAAAUGUAGAUGGAAUUCUGCCCUUACAUGGUGCUGUUGCAAACAACCAUUUAAAGGCAGCUGAGAUUCUACUACAACAUGGAGCAAACCCUAAUCAAAAGGAUCAAAAGCAGAAGACUGCUUUGGAUGAAGCAGAUGAUAAAAACAUGAAAGAGCUGCUAAAAUCUUAUGGUGCUAUUGAGACUGACAAUAGAGAUGAGAGUAAUGCUGUAGUCACUGUAAAAAUUCCUGCUAUCCAGGCAAAAAGACAUAAACAGUGUUUUUGUGAUGACUGCAAAACCGUUGAUACACAUUCUAUUUCACACCAAGAAAAAACAAAAGAAAACCUCGCCAUGCGUCAGACCAUCAGUGCCAUUCUACAAGAUUUAGAAGAAAAACAAGAAAAUUUGUUAGCAUUUGAAAUAAGAACCCCUGAAGAUGCAGAACAAUACACUGAUAAGAUGUUAGAGAUAAAGGAGGUUAUGGACAACGUGCUUGCCAAACAGAAGGCAGAAAGGGAUGAUUUAGCUAAAAAAUACAGGGUGUCCAUAGAGUCAUUUAAGCAUGGAGUCCUGAGAGAACAACUAGCUAACUUGGCCACAAGGCAGAAGAGCCUUUUACUUGUAGCAAAAAAACAGAAAAAAAUAAGCCAGAAAAUUCAGAACUAUAAGAAUGUUACAUCUUUGUCUGGUCUUAGUUUCAAGAAGCUGCCAUUGAGCUCAGAAAUCUCUAAUGAAAAGGACAGCCAAGAGUUUACUAGUCUGGAAAAUUCAGUACAGCCCCAGUCAUGUUCAGUUUCUCCUGUCAGCCUUGUUUGUGGAAGCAUGCAGGAAACACAGUUGUCUUGGGAAAUCUGGCAUGACAACCAAAAUACCAACACUUGUCUAAAUUCAAAGACAGUGAGAAGGGAAGAAUUUUCUGGAAAUGAACUGAAUUCUAAACAAAGUGUCAGUGACUGUACCUUAGAUAGAUUAUCAAAAUCCAGACUUUCAGAUGGCACUAAGAAGAUUAAAUUACAAUCGCAACCUAUUUCUUUUAUUGCUCAAGCAGAAUAUUCACAAAAAGAAAAUGAUCUUACAGAUACUACAGCCAAAGGGCAUGAGUCCUUUAGUCCUUCAGCAGUAACUGGCACAUUAAAGAUUUCAGAAACUGCAAGUGUAUUUGCCCACAAUGAUGCCAAUCCAUCAACUGUUAUUUGUGAUCAGGCUCUUUCCAAUUGUGAUCCAAAAAAAGGAAACAGGAAAACAGCUUCCCAGCAACCACAUAUGGGGACAUCAGAAUCCCUGGUACAUCAAGGGAUUGAUGUCUUUGGCAGUAAUACGGGGCAUCAGGUGAAACCUUAUCUUAGAAAAUCAGCUCUUGCUGUUCCACAUGCAAAUGAUAGUCAGAGCUCCUCCUCCUCUGGGUCUGGCCGUCAACAUACUAUAAAAAAUCCUUCAAAAUACAGCACAACUCCUAAAAACAAAUGUAUGCAGAUAAAGGAUCUGAUAUUGCUAGGAAGAAUUAAUCCGGGAAAUAAUAUUCUGGAAUUCAAAACACAGGAGACUACCCAUAAAGCCAGUGUUUUAUUGAAUGGCAAAAUUAAGGUAGAAAAUGGUCAGAUUUAUCAAAACCCAGUCAUCUGGCUCAAGGAUCUUCUAGGAGCUGACAGUUACGUGACCUGGAAUUAUGCUUGGAGUAAGGUAACAUACCGGGGGAAGGAACUUUUAAAGUAUAUUUCUGAGGAAUUACCCUUGCCUCCAGACCCAAACUUGGUACCUCAGCAACAUCAGCCUUGUCUUCCAGACAUGCCUUGUUUAGAUGACCUAGUACAGGAACCAAGCAAAUAACUGUUGGAAAAAAUGAAAUUUGGACAAGGAACUUCCAAAGGGUCAAUGAAAAGCAUCCCACAUUAUCUUCAAAUAAAUGAAAUACUGUUAAUCAGCGAUCAAGAAUUUCUCCCAUGCCAUAUAAUGGAUGAGCAUUGGAAGUUCUAUGUGGAAUGUGAGGAGCUAACAUUCUAA